Ichthyophthirius multifiliis is the source of this 1830-nucleotide messenger RNA. RefSeq lists its product as hypothetical. The transcript is spliced from 5 exons. Gene Ontology annotation, cellular component: membrane. The record is from RefSeq and is a predicted model, not a curated record. Gene Ontology annotation, biological process: protein localization to membrane. Lineage: Eukaryota; Ciliophora; Oligohymenophorea; Hymenostomatida.
AUGAAAGUAUUUAUCUUUUUUCUUCUUUUUUUAUUAAUCAUAAUACGUUCAUUUAAUAUUCCUGGAUUUUCUGAAAAUUCUUAUAAUAAAAACAGUAUUUUAGAAGUUCUUGUAUCGGAAGUAAAAUCUUUGGAAACACAAUUACCUUAUAAAUAUAAUGAAUUUGAUUUUUGUGAUGCUUAUUAAAGGUAAGAUAUUGAUGAGUCAAUAGCUGAAGCACUUUUAGGGGAAAAUAAAUAAGUUUCUUAGAUUUAAUUUUAGGUUUUUUAAUUUAAUUUAAAUUAUUUUAUUUUAAGAAAUAAUUAUUUUAUACUAUAGCAUAAUUAGAUUUAGGUUAAGGUGUUUUAGAAGAAUCAUUGGAAGGAAUUCCUAUUGGAUUUUAUAAUGUUAUAAAUUUUUAUAUAUUCUAUCAAUAAUUUUUAUUUUAUUUAAAUUAAUAAAAAAAAGGAAUAAAAUGAAUUUUAUUUAUACAAUCAUUUUGAUUUCACUGUAAUUUAUUAUUAAGAUAGUUUUGAAAAAUAUAAAAUUGCAGUUUUUUAAGUAAUACCAAGUUCCUAAGGAGCUUUUGAUUACAAAACUCCAUUUUGUUAAAUUUAAAAAAAUGAUUAAAUUGUUUAAAAAUAAGAUUUGAAGAAUAUAUUUUAUACAUAUUCUGUAAAAUAUAUAAUGGAUAAUACCAAAUCAAUAACUUCUCGAUGGGAAAGAUAUAGAAAUUAAGAAGAUUUAGAAAAUCAUUAAGGAACUUUAAUUAAUUCUUUCACAGUUAAUUUGGCUUUAGCUUUAUUAAUUUAUUGUAUUUUGAGACGAAUAUUAAUGAAGGAUUUAAGCUAAUAUUCAUAAUUAUAGCAUUAAGAAACAGAUAAUGAUGAAAUGGGUUGGAAAUAAUUAAAAUCUGAUGUUUUUAGGGCUCCUGGUAAUCCUAUUGUACUUUCUACUUUUGUUGGUGUUGGAUUAUAAUUAGGAACUAUAAUUAUUUUAUCGAUUGUUUUUAUAGCUAUAUAGUAUAAUUUUGAAAAAUAUAGAACAUCAUCUUUUUUGAAUGUAUUAAUUAUAUUUUACAUUAUAAGUGGGUUUAUUUCUGGUUAUUAUAGUGCUAGGAUAUACAAAAUGCUUGGAGGAUGCUAUUGGUUAAGAUCUACUAUUUUAACCACUAUUAUAUUUCCAGGAAUAAUAUCAUUUAUUUAUUUUAUAAUUGAGUUUGCAAUGUUUUUGGAAGAAUCUUUAUAUACUAUAAGAUUUAAAACUAUUUUCUAAUUAUUCUUUUUUUGGUUUUUAGUACAGAUUCCUCUUGUUUUUUUUGGUUCAGUAUUAGGAUUUAAAAGACAAAAAAUUUAAUAAAUUUGCAGAAUAAACCCUGUGCCUAUGCCUAUUCCUAAAUAAUAUAUAUUCUUAAGUAGACAUAUGCUUUGUAUUAUUGGAGGUUUACUUCCCUUUGGAUGUAUUCUAUUUGAACUAACCUAUAUUGUUAAAUCUAUUUGGAAUAAUCAAUUUUUUUAUCUUUUUGGCUUUUUAUUAUUAGCUGUAUUGCUUUUGAUUAUUACUUGUGCUGAAAUCUCUAUUUUAUUAACCUAUGUUUAAUUAAAUAAUGGUAAUCAUAAAUGGUGGUGGAAUUCAUUUUAUAGUACAGGAUUUUGUGGAGUUUAUGUAUAUGCCUAUUGUUUCUUUUAUUGGCUUUUUUAUCUUAAUAUUACUAGACUUUCUUCAACAAUAAUGUAUUUUGGUACUAUGGCAAUAGGAAGUAUUGCAAUGUUUUUGUUUUGUGGUUCAGUAGGUUUUGUAUCUUCCUGCUUGUUUACACGUUAUAUAUAUGCAUAAAUAAAAGCAGAUUGA